Molecule: messenger RNA, 1395 nt
Organism: Triticum aestivum (bread wheat)
Lineage: Eukaryota; Viridiplantae; Streptophyta; Magnoliopsida; Poales; Poaceae
Product: cinnamoyl-CoA reductase 1
Exons: 6
Coding region: 164-1207 (347 amino acids)
Molecular function (GO): oxidoreductase activity, acting on the CH-OH group of donors, NAD or NADP as acceptor
Source: RefSeq, a predicted model, not a curated record
GGUGGCCGAUGAUGGGUGUCCGGCCGGGCGCUGGACCGCUGGUCCUGCCAUCGUCUACUCUCGUUUUCUGCGAGGGGAGCUGCAUCUGCAUCCACUCUCGUGCGAGGGGAGCUGCGUCUACUUAAGGCCGGCCGUGCCAGCAAGAACAGACGCAGAGCGGACCAUGCCGACGCGCGCAGAGGGAAAUGCCGGCAGCGGGAAGACGGUGUGCGUCACCGGCGCCGGCGGGUACAUCGCCUCGUGGCUCGUGAAGCUCCUCCUCUCCCGCGGCUACGCCGUCCACGGCACCGUCCGCCACCUCGGCGAGGAGAAGACCGGCCAUCUGAGGCGGCUAGAGAACGCUUCCGAAAGCCUCAGGCUCUUCAAGGCUGAUCUCCUUGAUUACGACGCAAUGGCAGCUGCCGUCGUGGGAUGCCAGGGAGUUUUCCAUGUCGCCACUCCCGUUCCUUCGGGAAUCCUAACCGAUCCAGAGCUACAAAUGUUGGGCCCUGCUGUUACUGGUACCACGAAUGUGCUCAAGGCCGCCUCUGCGGCCAAUGCCGUGAGAGUGGUCGUCGUGUCGUCCAUGGUCGCCGUCGAGAUCAACCCCAAAGACUGGCCCCAAGGUAAAAUCAGAGAUGAGAGCUGCUGGUCGGACAAAGAAUUCUGCAGGAGCAACGAGAGCUGGUACCCUGUUGCUAAGAUAGCGGCGGAGGCGGCGGCACUCGAGUACGGGCGGGAAACCGGGCUCCGCGUGGUGACUCUCAAUCCGGCGCUGGUGUUCGGUCCCCUGCUCCAGCCGACCAUCAACACGAGCAGCCAGUUCCUCAUCUACUUCCUCAAAGGAGGCCCUGACGAGACGAGGGACAAGCUGUGGCACAUCGUGGACGUCCGCGACGUCGCCGACGCGCUGCUCCUGCUCUACGAGGCGCCCGAGGCCACGGGCAGGCACAUCUGCGCGCCUCACUUCAUCACCGCCCGGGAGCUGCUGGGCUUGCUCAAGAGCAUGUACCCUGGGUACCCCUGCAUAACCGAGGAGAGCAUACGUGACAUGGAUCACCCGGCUCCGAUGACCUCCGGGAAGCUGGAGAAGCUGGGGUGGAGCUCCUGGCCACUGAGGGAAACGAUCACAGACACCGUCGAGUUCUGCCAGGAGGCCGGGUUUCUUGAGGACGUGGAUGGUGAUGAUACGCCCUGCCGCUUCCCCCCUCUUCUCAACAAAGUCUAGAUCACAACUUUCCCAAGAAGUUUGGGGGUCGCCACUCGCGAACAAAUAAGGAUACGAAUAAAAGACGGCAAAUUCUCUGUUCAAGCACCCCGAGUGUUAACCCUCGCCUUGCUAACUAGCUCAUGAGCCACACGGCUGGUUUCACACGCACAAUGCUCAAGAGGAACAUGCCCGAAAUUAUUAAUUUU